Messenger RNA from Habropoda laboriosa, 1662 nucleotides. RefSeq lists its product as uncharacterized. The transcript has 5 exons. NCBI's taxonomy places the organism in Eukaryota, Metazoa, Arthropoda, Insecta, Hymenoptera, Apidae. The record is from RefSeq and is a predicted model, not a curated record. Bases 1 to 1662 code for a protein of 553 amino acids.
AUGCUGAGUUUUUCACCUAUCCUAUUUAUAUGGGCGCUGAACUCAGUCGGAGGAGCGGAACAUCAUCUCUACGUACCAAGAUUCGUGAAAUUGAAAAGAGGUAUCGUCGAUACUGGCCAUGCUCCUCAAGUCUACAAGUUUCACGGUCCAAAGUCCUUAUCCUACAAGGAUGCGAAAAUUAUUCCUCAAGAAUCGUUGAUUGGAGGUAGCAGCUCGUCGAUUCUUGGAGAUUUUAAACCGUCGGUACCGUAUACCAGCCUGCCAGAGUCUCAAAGUAGCGAGCAACUCUCGCCGUACUCUGACAGCCUAUAUACCAUGUCUGCUGGAUAUAAAAUCGCGAACGACAAUACUGCGAAACCACUGAUACAAACUGGUCUCCAAGUUCCACUGUACAAGACAAAUUAUCCCUUACCGAAAGCCACGGUGUCCCAAAUGUACGCGCCCGCGUUGCAAAGUAAAAAAGCUCCCUUGCAAAUUUUCCAAAUGCAGAAGGGUCAAGAGUUUCCCGGAUAUUUAUCCAGCUUUCAGAGACAGCCGCUCGUACUGAACCCCGGGAAUCACCAGUUCAAUUACCCGGGUAGAACACCGAAGGUGAACAACGUGCAGCUAAGCGCACCGUUUCUGUCGCCUCUUUCCAGUUUCCAGGGUGAAGUGGUCCCAAUUUCGACGGCGACCAACAACCCGCAAUUUCCGCAGUACAAAGGUGCUGCAGUAGAACUUUAUCCAGCUGUUGGCGGUUUUUCGACGGUGGCUUAUCAGCCCCUUCAGGCACAGCCACAGUUGCACUUCGCGCAUGGAAAUGUUCAGCAUGUGCAACCUGUUGAGAAUCCUCGUCAUUCGAAGCCGGUGCAGGAAAUUCGUUCCGAUGUGGAGAUUAUCAAUAGAAAGAAACCGGCGAGGCCACCUCCUAAGGAAGACGACGACGACGAUGAAGAUGAUGAUGGUGAUGAUGAAGGUUACAGACCGCGUGGAAAGCAAUACGAGGGAAAUUCGGAGGACGACGACAACUAUGAAACUAAAUCAGGAAGUUUCUUUAAAACAUCAACGACCGAAGGAGAUUUCAAGCCUUCCACGUCGUUUCCGUUCAAGCAGUACGACGAGAAAUUCGGCAAGUAUUCGAAACAGAGCCGGGAUGAAGGAACCGACGAGAAACCAUACUCCAAGUAUCAUAGUUAUUCCUCGUCGAACGACGACAGUGACGAUGAACAAGUGUCGUCAGGCAAAUAUCACGCAGAGGACACUUCCUCCAAACCGUUUUACAAUAGGCAAGAAGACGACGAAGACGAUGAACACGGUUACGAAAAACAGAGGACCGACGAGAGUUCUGAUAACACGCAGGGGUCUAAAUACUUUGACAAGGAUUUUGACGAAGACUUUGAAGCAUCCUACAGGAGGGAAUCACCGAAGCAAAGGUACGGCCACGUGAAAGAAGUUCCAGAGGUGGAAUAUGGAUCGAGAUCAUUCAGAAGAAACAAGGACAAUUACGAAUCUGACGAGCCAUCCGGCGAAAGAAGUCGGACAAAUGCUAAAUACCGCAACAAUUUUCAGAAUUUCAAGGACAACGAAGGACACAAUUCUGAUAUUCUAAUAAGUGCAAUACCCGAAACGAUAUACAAGGAAUCCUUUGGAUACAAAUUACCUCAGGGAAACGAUAAAUUCUAG